GUAGUGCAGCUGGGCAUAAAGCCUGGGGCACGUUCAAUCUUACACCGGUGCGCAACGUUUUGCUACGGUUUCUGGGUUGAACUACAUGUUUCCUUGAAACAGUGUGCAACGGAAUGCAACAUGUUUUAGAAGUGUUUUCUCUUGUUUGGUGGGUGUGUCAGAAAUGUCAGCCCAAUCAGCGGCAAGAUGUAUAAAACCACGCGAUAGUAAAGAGACAGCUCGCUCAAUGGGUUGGAAUGUUGUCUUUCAUUUUGGACGGCAAGGUCAGUUACUGUAACAUCGAGGGUAUUUUACAGUAGCCUAUAACACAUAUUUAUAACGAUUUCAUCAGGCUUCAGAAACAUUUAAAAAAGAACACAAAGAAUGGCCUCUCAGCUGCCGUAGUUGCAACUCUUGCGUCAUUACAACAGGGUGUUCAAUGCAUCACCGUUUCAGUUUAAUAAACGUUGUGCAACGUUUUGUCGGGGCUGAACGCAGCCCUGUUGUGGCUACAAUAAGAACUUAGAAAACAUGAUAUCAUGUACAGUAGCUGACAUUUUCAUAAUGAAUUCAUUUAAAAUUUUGCAUUAUCUGUAGUUUAAACUUUUAUUUACUUUUUUCUAUUUCAAUUGUAAAUUGUAUGUGUAAAUAUCUCACUACUAGAGGACAAACACUCGUACAGGCUUGAAUGCUCAAUCAAUUAUGACACAAAUCAGAGCUAUUUCAUCUGUAAUUCACUUAAAGAAUUAUUACAACCCCAAAAAUGUAUUAAUUCAUAAAUCAAGGCCAAGCAUUUUCACACUAAUCAGACUGUGACUUUCUGUGUGAGACUGACAUCUAGUGGACUUGUUUAUUAUGACUGACACACAGGAACCAGGAAAUUACUGUGUACAGGGAAACUGAAACUGUUGGGCUGUUGUUUGUUUCGUCUUCUUUCUGUGAGUACAUACAGUGAAAUGGCAGAAUCCAGUAUUUCAGUGGUUCAGGAUCAGUUCAUCUGUUCAAUCUGUCUGGAUCUACUGAAGGAUCCAGUGACCAUUCCCUGUGGACACAGUUACUGUAUGAGCUGUAUUACAGACUGCUGGGAUCAGAAGAGAGACUACAGCUGCCCUCAAUGCAGACAGACCUUCAAUACAAGACCUGUUUUAAAUAGAAACACCAUGGUGGCUGAAGUGGUGGAGAAACUGAAGAAGACUAAACGGAAAGCUGCUCGUCCUGAUCACUGUGAAGCUGAAGCUGGAGAUGUGAAGUGUGACGUCUGUACUGAGAGAAAACACAAAGCUGUCAAGUCCUGUCUGGUGUGUCUGAACUCUUACUGUCAAAAUCAUUUUAAACUUCAUGAAGAACUUCACUCAGGAAAGAGACACAAAGUGACAGACGCCACUGGACGACUUCAGCAGAUGAUCUGCCCUCAACAUGAGAAACUUUUAGAGAUUUACUGUAAAAAUGAUCAACUCUGUAUAUGUUAUCUGUGUAUGCUGGAUGAACACAAUGAACAUAAGACUGUAUUAGCUGCAGCAGAGAGGACUGAUAAACAGAAAGAACUGAAGGAGACACAGAGAAAAUACCAGCAGAGAAUCCAGGAGAGUCCGAAGAAGCUUCAGGAGCUGAGAGAUGCUGUGGAGACUCAUAAGCGCUCUGCACAGACAGCAGUGGACGACACUGAGAGGAUCUUUACUCAACUGAUCCAAACCAUUGAGAGAAGACGAUCUGAGGUGAUACAGCUGAUCAGAGAUCAGGAAAAGACUGCAGUGAGUGAAGCUGAAGGACUCUUGAAGCGACUGGAGCAGGAGAUUGAUGAUCUGAGGAGGAGAGACGCUGAGCUGGAGCAGCUUUCACACACAGAUGAUCACAUCCGUUUCCUCCAGAGUUUUCAGUCUCUCUCUGUUCCUCCUGGAUCUUCAGACUCACUCAGCAUCACUGUCAGCUCUCUCAUCUCUUUUGAUGAUGUAGGAAAAUCUGUGUCUCAUCUGAGAGAGAAACUGGAGGAUUACUGUAGAGAAGAGAUAGAGAAGAUAUAUGAUAAAGUUAUUCCUGAACCAGAGACCAGGGAGCAGUUCCUAAAAUAUUAUCAUCACUUCACUGCAGAUCCAAACACAGCAUAUAAAUAUCUCCGUCUGUCUGAGGGGAACAGAGUGAUUACUAACACUGCCACAGUCCAGCAGUAUCCUGAUCAUCCAGACAGAUUUUUUAAUUGUGAUCAGGUGUUGUGUAGUGAGAGUGUGAGUGGACGCUGUUACUGGGAGGUUGAGUGGAGUAGUUGGGUGGAUAUAUCAGUGUCAUAUAAGAGCAUCAAGAGAAAAGGAGGUAAUGAGUGUUUGUUUGGACGUAAUGAUCAGUCCUGGAGUUUGUUCUGCUAUGACUCCAGUUGUUCAUUCAAGCACAAUAACAAUCAAACUGAACUCCCUGUAGUGUCCAGAUCUUCUAGAAUAGGAGUUUAUGUGGAUCACAGUGCAGGAUCUCUGUCCUUCUACAGCGUCUCUGACACAAUGACCCUCAUCCACAGAGUCAACACCACAUUCACUAAACCUCUCUAUCCUGGGUUUUUUGUUUAUCGUGGAUCAGUAAAACUGUGUGAUCUAACAAUAUAGAUUAGAAUCAGAAUCAA
Molecule: messenger RNA, 2587 nt
Organism: Misgurnus anguillicaudatus (oriental weatherfish)
Lineage: Eukaryota; Metazoa; Chordata; Actinopteri; Cypriniformes; Cobitidae
Source: RefSeq, a predicted model, not a curated record